CCUUCCAUGCGCUACGUCCGGCCGGAGAAAUCCCACCCUGUCUGGUGAAAAGAUGCGGCCUGCUCACUCCUCAGGUUAAGGAGGAGACCUGAGCUCAAUGCAGGAACACCCGGGGUUGGUAGAGGAGAGCAAUGCCCAGGACUGUCACUUAGGUAGGAGCACUGGGUGAUAAAAUGGGUGAAAAAACCGGGAUAAAAAUAUAAAAAAAAAACAACUAGUGCUCUGGGGGGGUAUUGCACCGCGGCAAAAUGGAGUGACGGAGAAAUCCGAAGUCACGACGGCGUCACGGCAACGGCAUAUGCUCUACGUUGGUGUAACACAGAACCUUAACUCAGAAUUUAACAAUCUACUCCAGGACAAAAACACUCUGCAAGCAGGUUCACUCUGUGAUUUCUGGGGUCUGAUGUAUGAUCUUGGAACAGAUCGCAAACACGUAAAAAGAAGGCUAAUAGUUAUAUAGUUGAAAAUAGUUCAACCAGUUUCCUGAAUGAGCCUCGGAAGUUGAAUGAAUGAACGCUUGAAAGCAGGAACAAACCUUACUUACGGGAUGGACUUCGCUUCCCCAUGCUGCAGUAAAGACACAGAGAGAGAAACAGAUGAUCAGGACUGAUCAGCGUCUAAUAAAUAUGUUUGUUUUCCAGCUGAUGUCGGGGUUUUUGCUCCUCCACCUGGUGAUGAGUUCAGGCUUUGGAAAUCACUCUCUGUGGUUGUUGUUCACCUACAUCUCAGGACCAACCCAGUUCCCAGAGUUCUCCAUGGUUCUGAUGCUGGAUGACAUCCAGGUGGGGUACUAUGACUCAGACACAGACCGACUGAUAAAGGUUGGUGCUGGAGGUGAGAAAGGGGCAGAGUUUGACCUGGGACAGGUAGCUUUGAAUGUGCUGCAGAACAAUAUGAUGGAGUUGAGGAUCAGGUCGGACUUCGUCAAAAAACAGCUGAACCUGACCUCUCCAGGCGUCUACGUUCAACAGAGGAUGGUGGUUUGUGAGGUCCAGGAAGACGGUGAGUCUGCUUUCAUCAUGACCAGGAAUCUUGCAAAUGGUCAUGAUGCCGAAAGCAUCCUUUGUAACACAACCCACUUCCUGUACGGCGGUGGUGACGGUUGGGAUUUCAAGUUGAACACCAUGGAGCAGAUGUACGAGCAGACGCUCUUCUCAAACAUCUACCUGCCCUUAUGUGCCUUGAAUAUGCAACGCCUGCUGGAGAGCCACAAGCACCUGGUGAUGCGUCGUGUUCGACCUCGACUACGCCUCCUAUCACAGCCUGGGGGGGGGCAGAUCACCUGUCUGGCCACAGACUUCUACCCUCGCCACAUCAACCUGACGCUGCUGCGGGACGGUGAACCCGUGGACGAGGAGGAAAUGACCGUUGGCUCGGUGCUGCCCAACGGCAACGGUCUCUACCAGCUGAGGAAGACGCUGAUGGUGGAUGAAGAGGAGCUGCAGAGGAAGCACAAGUACACCUGUGCAGCGUCUCACCUGAGUCUGGACAACCGGCUGGAUGUGAGCUGGAGGGCGGAGUCUUUCCGCUCAUUCAGACUCCACGUCAUCUCUGCUCCCGUUGUCCUGAUGGCUGUCGUCAUCCUGCUGCUGGUGCUGAUGAUGAAGAUGAGGAAGAGGUCAGGGUCAGAGGGCAUCUCCAUGGAAACACAGGAGAGUCUCGGAGCCAGCACUGAUGAGGGAUCGGAGCCAGGGGUGGAGGACCGGGACGUGACGGCUUCACCGAAGCAGAUUUCCUCCAAAUAAACCCUGUCCCCAGUACAGAAUUGUGACAUUAAUCUCAUAACGGAGACGCCAAAAAACGGAUAAUAUAGUGGUGGAAAAUUUAGCAUUCGCCACUUUAUUUAACCAAAGCUACUGUGAGGAGCAAAUGUAGCCUUGUACAGAGAACAGAGUCUGCAGACUGAUAAUUUGUCCCU
Messenger RNA from Cololabis saira (Pacific saury), 1918 nucleotides. Its product is annotated as hereditary hemochromatosis protein homolog. Gene Ontology annotation, biological process: immune response. Lineage: Eukaryota; Metazoa; Chordata; Actinopteri; Beloniformes; Belonidae. Gene Ontology annotation, cellular component: external side of plasma membrane. The record is from RefSeq and is a predicted model, not a curated record. The transcript has 3 exons. Bases 597 to 1745 code for a protein of 382 amino acids.